Closterium sp. NIES-65 is the source of this 2004-nucleotide messenger RNA. The record is from the annotation of a GenBank genome assembly. Lineage: Eukaryota; Viridiplantae; Streptophyta; Zygnematophyceae; Desmidiales; Closteriaceae.
AUGUUUCCGAAGACACGCGUCUUCGACGCGCGGCUGACACGUGUCGCUCUUCUCCUGUUGGUCGGCGCGAUCGUGGCUUACGGCGGCGCGCCAUGCGAGCCGUCUUCCCUGCGCGGGUUCACCAAUUCCGUUGACCUAUCGGGAAACGGUCUCGUGCUGCACUGGGCGCGCAACGCCUCUCAUCUGCAGCUCGCACUAGAAGCCAAACCGGCCAGUGGGGCCGAGUCCGGCUGGUUCUCCCAGAAACUGGCCGUCGUUCAUUCGCUAACCCCCACCCCUUGCACCACGCCUCUUUCCCGUGUCUCCUCCAGUCUCGUGCUGCACUGGGCGCGCAACGCCCCGCACUUGCAGUUCGGACUAGAAGCCAAACCGGCCAGUGGGGCCGAGUCCGGCUGGUUCUCCCAGAAACUGGCCGUCGUUCAUUCGCUAACCCCCACCCCUUGCACCGCGCCUCUUUCCCGUGUCUCCUCCAGUCUCGUGCUGCACUGGGCGCGCAACGCCUCGCACUUGCAGUUCGCACUAGAAGCCAAACCCGCCAGUGGGGCCGAGUCCGGCUGGUUCUCCGUCGGCUGGACGGCAAACCGUGGCCGUAUGUACCCCGCGGAUUGCGUGAUUGGGAACCUUCCGGGAAGCAGCGUGCGCGCGUAUCGGAUCUCCGGAUACAGCCGGUUCUCUCGUUUCCGAGGGGAUGGAGGGACGGUUCCAGUGAGUUUCAGCGGCAGCAGCAGCCUCAUCUGGGCUUUCUCUGAGUCUGGAUCGACUGAGCUGGCCUUCCAUGGCGACAACGCAGGUUCAAUGAAUGUGGACUUCUCAUGUGCGUCUGCACCUUCCAGCUCACAAGGAGGAGGAGGUGGUGGUGGUGGUGGCAUUGGUGACAAUGAUGCUGGCAUGGGUGGUGGAGAUGAUGAUGAUGAUGAUGAUGAUGAUGAUGCAUAUGAUAAUGAUGACAGGGAUGAGGGUGAUUUUGAGAGGGGGGGUGAUGAUGGUGGUGAUGAUAACGAGGAGGGGGACGAGAAGGAUUAUGGGCGAUGGAAGGAGAGGCAUAAUGAUAAAGAUGAUGAUGAUGGGAAUGAUGUUAUGGAUGAUGGUAAUGAUAAUGAUGAUAUCAAGAGGGGAGAGGAUGGGGAUAAUGAUGGGGAUAACGAUGAUGAUGAUGAUGAUGAUGAUGAUGAUGAGGAUGAGGAUGAGAGAUACGGGAAGGAGGGUAAUGGCUCCUCAAAUGGUGAUGGUGAUGGUGAUGGUGAUAAGGAAGACGUUGAGAGUGGGGAUGAUGAUGAUGCGGAUCAAUAUGAUGAUAGGUUUGGGGAGGUGGAUAAUGAUGGUGAUGAUGACGAUGAUGCUCAUAAGGAGGAAAAUGGAGGGAACCAGUCAUUGGCAUCCACUUUCAUCCUUCACUGGAAAACUGGGGCUGAUACAAUAGCAAUGGCUGCUGACGUGGCGACGUCUGGUUGGGUGGCAGUUGGAUGGUCCAGCAGCGGCAAGAUGUACCCCGCUGAUGCAGCCAUUGGGAAUCUGCCACGUGGCACUCUCGCCAAUGGGGCGGCGGUGGGAGCAUACCACCUCAGCGGGUAUGGCCUGUCUGACGUGGCGCUGACGUCAUCAUUUGAGCUCACCAACACAUCGGCCACCACAGCGAAUGGGAGAACCACCAUCACCAGUGGCGCCUGGGCCUUGUCUCUCCUCCCCUUCAUCCGUAUCGUCUACCCACAACCCCUCUCCCCUAUCCUCAAUUCGCUUGCAGCUUCGAGCGACCCCUCUCAGUGGGAGCCGUCCCCAUCAGCAGCCGCGGCGCCACCAGCGUGCUCUGGGCCUUCUCUCGCUCUGACUCGCAGCAACUGGACGACCACGGGCCAAAUGAGUGAGUGGGCCAAGUUAAAAGGGGGGGCAUAUCCGUUCUGUGUUCGAAAAGUGAGUGACAUGCUAGCAUGGGUGAGCACCAGCGUGCUCUGGGCCUUCUCUCGCUCCGACUCGCAGCAACUGGACGACCACGGCCCCAACGAGUGA